This is a messenger RNA of Malassezia japonica, 1485 nucleotides long. RefSeq lists its product as uncharacterized. Gene Ontology annotation, biological process: regulation of transcription by RNA polymerase II. Lineage: Eukaryota; Fungi; Basidiomycota; Malasseziomycetes; Malasseziales; Malasseziaceae. The transcript has 2 exons. Gene Ontology annotation, molecular function: transcription coactivator activity. The record is from RefSeq and is a predicted model, not a curated record. Bases 1 to 1485 code for a protein of 494 amino acids. Gene Ontology annotation, cellular component: SAGA complex.
AUGGCGGACAGCAGCGCGCGGGUGACGCCGGUGCGGUCGGGCGGCGAUGAUACGCGCGCGAUCAAGGCGCGGCUCCUGUCCGUGCUUGGGGACAAGGCAGAAGAGUACUGGGCGGCGCUCAGCGCGCUCUGCACCGCCGCGAUAAACCGCGAAGAGUUUCAGGAGCGCGUCGAGGCGUGGCUGCCGGAAGAAUAUUUACCCCUGCACAAUGCGCUGAUUCUGAGCAUGCUUUCUGCGGCGACUGCGCGCCCCCGGCAUGCGGCGCGCGGCGUGCAGGGCAUGCACGCCCCCACGAGUCCGAUCCGCGCGAGCGACGCAACGCUGUACGAGCUCGACUCGGACUCGGACUUGGAGCGCGAGCCGCCGGUGCACGGGAUCGACCGCAGCAGCCACAAGCGCCUGCGGCACAUGUACGCGGGUCUGUCGCAGCGCGAGCGUGCGCGUCUCGAGCACCUGCCGAAAAGCGGCCAGGGCGGUGUGCACACCGCCGCGACCGUGUGGGCCGGCGCCGGCGCCGAGCUCCUGGAAAAGAAACGCAAAGAAGACGAAAAGCGCAAGGCCGUCGAGGAGCGGCGGCGCACACGCGAGGUCAAGACCGCGGUCGGCGCCCCCUCCUGGCGGACGCACGCGGUGCAGAGCGCGGUGCAGACCGAUGCGGCGCGUGCGCGCCUGUCGAAUGCGAUGCAGGAGGCGUUCCUGCGCGGGGUCGUUGUGCCGUACUGCGUCGAGACGCACGAGCUUCCCGACGUGCACACGCUGCAGGACCGCAUGACGCUCACAGCCGUCGAGGCGGGCCUGUCGGACGGCGUGCACGUCCAGGCCGCCGCUGUGGUCCUUGCGGCGCUCGAGGACCACCUGCGCAACAUUAUCAGCAGCGCACUGGGGCGCGUGCGCGCAGAGCACGCCCAGGGCGACGCCGCGCCGACGUACGGGCGCCUGACGAUGCCCGACAUGGCCGCGCUCCUCGACCUGUCUCCCCACGUCGUCGUCGAGCCGCUCGGCCAGGGCUCGCUCGAGCGCCUCCUUGCGGCGGACGCGGACGAGAUGGACGACGGUCACGUAUCGUGGGCGCCAGACGACGCGCUCGCGCGGUACGCACGCGAGUGCGCCACCGCCAAGCUCGCGGAUACCGCGGCGCUGCACGACACGCCGAGCGAGCCGCAGGACGCUGCGGCGCAGCUGCGCCGCCGGCAGCAGCAGCAGCGCGACGCGGUGCGCAACCAGGUGCUCCUCGACCAGCUCGCGCCGCUCCGCAUGCUUGACCGCCCGGCGCUGGCCGAGGCGGGCGCGCUGCACGAAGACAUUGCGACCGAGGCACGGCGCGCGAACGCCACCACGGCCCUCGGCCAGGCGAUCGCACAGCAUUACCUUGCGCCGCCGCAUCACCACCACCACCACACGAACCCCAACCCGAACCACCGGCACAAGGACGAGUACUUUGACGUGGUGGACCCCGUUGCGCUGCUGGGGCGCCUGUGUGAAUAA